CGGACAAUUCGACCUCCACUAUGGUUGUAAUUCAUGGCUGGGUGGACGAACCCGAUGGACGCGGCACUUGGAGUAUUGUCUCUACGUGCCUGGUGACUAUUGCGCUCUGCUGCUGGACGGCCGUCAUACCCAACAUCCCCGCGCGAUCCGACCGAUGGUACCACGCCCUGCGCGACCGACUACACCUGGCCUCCCUCGGGUUCCUGGGCCCUGAAUUUCUGCUCAUGUUGGCCCUUGGUCAGUGGUCUUCUGCCCGAGCGUCCGUCCAGGAAUUUGAGCGCAUAGCCACGGCGAAGACCUCCUUCUCGAGUUGGACCCUGACUCAUGCAUUCUAUGUAGAUAUGGGGGGUUUCUUACUGGACGGUCCCGGGGUUGACAGCCCAUUCCCAGUGAAUGCGAAGCAGCUUUUCUUCCUGAUUGACAAGGGGUAUAUCGACCCCCCUGGGAUCACCGAGGACGACAUCAACGACCGCAACAAAUCGGACGCAGUCUCUCGGUGCGUGCCGAACCUGUGCCGCACGCUUUGCAAGACUGACCGAUGUCUUCUAUCUAGGGUAAUCGCGGUCUGUCAAGCGCUCUGGCUCCUCAUCAACUGUGCCAUACGUGUAGCCCAAGGGCUUGCCCUGACGACCAUGGAGCUCACCACCAUCUCUUUCGUGAUCGUGUUCCUGGUGACUUCGUUCUGCUGGCGCUUUAAGCCUUCAGACAUCACAAGCACCGUUACCGUGGUAGCCAACACACACAUUGACAAAAUUCGGCAGGAGAACUGUCCUGACCCGCAGAAUCAAUGGCAUGAGACACCGCUGGAUUUUGUAUGCGACGACGUCUCCUUCUGUGGUGUGCACUGGCGCUACUACACGGAAAUCUUGCGCAGAUGGCGCAUCCCGAUGUUCUCACGCCCCAUGACUGCUCGACCACACGAUCGAAUUGUCAGUGACAAUUUCCCGGUGACGGAUCUAGAGGCAGACUGCAUUGCCACCCCAGUACUCUUGCUAUUCGGCUCGAGGUUCAUGCUGGCCUGGGAUUUCCACUUCCCGUCGCGUGCCGAACACCUCUUGUGGCGGGUUGCCAGCAUAUACAAUCUGAUUUUCACUGUCAUAGGUGGGUUGCAUGCUGGGUACUGCGAUAAGAUCAUCCUCCCCCGAGCGUACAAGGAGCGGUUGGCCCUUCCAAUGUCCAGGACAAGACCCGUCGAGAAAUCCAGACGAUGGAACAGGCUCCGGCAUUUCGUGGCUCGACUGAGAAACAUCGACCCGUACCGAGAUCCCAGGCGAGAAGUCCCUCUGCGAGUGCUUUUCCCGACCACGGUGCUCUGUGCUCUGUAUUGUGUGGGUCGGGCUUAUAUUCUCACGGAGGAUUUUAUUGGAUUGCGCAGCCUGCCUGCCAGUGCUUAUGACACAGUCAGCUGGUCUGACUACGUGCCUCAUCUUUGAAACCCUGCUUGCUAUCAGGAUGGUGAAGGAUAAUCUCAUAAAAUGGAUCAGAGGCUUGGGACACACGGCCAAUGGCAAAUAAAUCACAAAGUGUAAGUGACACUAGGAUACCUGUCUAAUUUGUAUAACCUCUCUAAAACAACAGUCUUGAUAAAUAU
Molecule: messenger RNA, 1591 nt
Organism: Aspergillus ibericus CBS 121593
Lineage: Eukaryota; Fungi; Ascomycota; Eurotiomycetes; Eurotiales; Aspergillaceae
Exons: 4
Coding region: 21-1433 (470 amino acids)
Source: RefSeq, a predicted model, not a curated record